AUGAUUCCAAGAUGUGAUUUUGAGACAAUUAAUGAUGAUUCAGAUAUCAGAAUUGUCUUCCUAAAGAAGAGAGUUCUCGCUGUUGUGGAAUGCCACUUAGGAAGGACAAGUCCAACAAAUGCAGAUAUACCGAUGAAUCAUUCACUGAUGCUCCGAUGGUUGAGACUGAUGGUUGAGACUGAAGCUGGAAUCAAUGGCUUACAAAUAAUACACAAGACUUAUCUUCAAGCCUUAGACAUCUACGAUUGGCUGCAUUUGGAUCUGUUUAUUAUGAUAUACGAGGAGAAAGCGGACUACCUGCAGAGAAUUAACCAUCCUCCUUAUUCGUCCUGCCAUGGAGGAGAGCGCAAUAUGUAA
This is a messenger RNA of Microthlaspi erraticum, 357 nucleotides long. The record is from the annotation of a GenBank genome assembly. Lineage: Eukaryota; Viridiplantae; Streptophyta; Magnoliopsida; Brassicales; Brassicaceae.